AUGGCAGUCCUAUUAGAAGCUGAUGAUAAGUUACAAAGAAAAAGGAAUCGAAAACCUGUGCCAUGGGAGCCAUAUAAAGGAGCAACUAAAGGACCAGACAAGUUAUUGGAGGAUAAUAUAAGAGAAGAGCCUUUGAGGUUGGUCAAGUACCCAAUAAGCUCUGAUUUGCCUGAGAAGUGUCGAUUGGGUACUGAGAUUGAAGUUGAAAACGAAUUUGAUUUGAAAAUUGGGGAGAAUAAACCAGAAGUAAAAACAAAGGUUAUUAAGGUAGGUGUGUAACACUUUGUCGUAUUUUAAAAUGUAUAUCAAAAAAUGGGCCGGAUUUUUCACACAUUAGAAAAAAAUAGACCUUUGUCGGUUGAUAAAAGUUUAUUACACCAAAAAUUUAUACCAAUCAAUUAAAAAAGCAAUAUACAUCAAGGUACAUCAAUUUUGUGACAAGUUUACACUGAAUGAUGAGGAGCUCCUUCAGUAACAGGUUCAGGUCCGAAUCCAGCAGCUCUUUUGCCGUAGUAACCAUAGCCGUAUCCGUAGUAAGGGUAGCCAUAGCCGUAACCACCAUAGUAAUAUUGAGCUGAUCCUUGUUCCACAACGAAUCCAAUCAAGAACAUGGCCAAGAGGCAGAAAGCCAAAGUGGAGCGAGAUAGAGCCAUUUUUAGUGUUUUAGGAUAGGAAAGUGUGAACAGUAAACUGAUGACUCUACCGUGGUAUACCAGGCUUAUAUAGUGGGAUUUGUUUGCGGUUUUCGUUCGAAAAAGUUAUUUUAUGUUUAUUUUACGGGUCAAACAAUUACUCCACAAACAAAUUGGUAUAUAAUUUUUUGUAUAUGUUACGGUAACGACAAAACGGGUGCUAUAGGAUUAAAGGGUAAAGCAAAUAUUUGUUAACAGUACGUUUUUAACAAUAUUUCACUUACCUCAUAAAAAGUUUGAAUUUUACGAAAAUUUCAUAAUAUUUGGUAGGAGGAAGUUUAAUUUUGGUAUUUCAAAAGUUUAAAGUGGCAAAUUUUAAAUUUUAAGUUGGAUUUUAUUAUAAAUUAAAGUUGCACAUUAUCAUAGGCAUAAAGAACUAAAUUUGCAGCCACAAACCGUGCCAGAACCCUUAUUAGAUGACAAAGAAAUAGCUCUACUGCGUAAAGAACUUCAAAUCCAACGUGAUAUCAACAAAGAGCUCAAGUCAUUACUGGUUCAAAGCCUUUCUGAAGAUGUGAAUUGCCAGAUCACGUCGUUGGCCGAAGACAAAGUUCGUCUGGCCAAGAACAUUGACAGCUAUUACUUUCGAGCACAUUCAGAUGCCGAAACUCGAGAACAAUUGGCUUUGGAGAAUCAAUUGUGGAGAAGCAAAUUCUUGGCUAUGGCUAUUAGGACUGACGAUCUGACUUACAGCUUACAUCAAUCAUUGAGAAUGCUCAAGGAUGGUAUGGAAGUUGAAUUGUUUGGCUGGGUUUAGGCUGGAAAUUAGUUAAAAUUGAUUUUUUGGCUUUUUUUAGGUGUGAUAUCAAAAGAAUUUUCACUUUUCAGCCCAACAAACCAUAACUGACAUGUUGCCAGUCAUCCCAACAACACUGACCGAAGCCCUGAAGAAAAAGAUUGCCGAACUGAUAAGUGUUGAUGUUGUGUCACUGUACAACAAAUCACCCUGCGAUGAGAGUCGCCAGAGCAAUGUGAAGAAGUGCCCGACCAACCUUACGAUCAGUUGUUGUAAACGAUGUCAUGGCAAGGAGAUUAAACUGGUGUGA
Molecule: messenger RNA, 1738 nt
Organism: Bursaphelenchus okinawaensis
Lineage: Eukaryota; Metazoa; Nematoda; Chromadorea; Rhabditida; Aphelenchoididae
Source: the annotation of a GenBank genome assembly